Molecule: messenger RNA, 4478 nt
Organism: Elgaria multicarinata webbii
Lineage: Eukaryota; Metazoa; Chordata; Lepidosauria; Squamata; Anguidae
Gene: E2F1
Product: E2F transcription factor 1
Exons: 7
Coding region: 11-1270 (419 amino acids)
Biological process (GO): G1/S transition of mitotic cell cycle; regulation of transcription by RNA polymerase II
Cellular component (GO): Rb-E2F complex
Molecular function (GO): DNA-binding transcription factor activity, RNA polymerase II-specific; RNA polymerase II cis-regulatory region sequence-specific DNA binding; protein dimerization activity
Source: RefSeq, a predicted model, not a curated record
GCUUCGUACCAUGUCUCUGGAGGGGCUGGGAGUGACCCAGAAUGUGGCGGGCCUGGAAGCCCUCCUGAGGGGAGCAGAGGCCAUCCAUGUGAUGGAACAGCAAAUCGUGAUCAUUUCCACCCCGGAUCAACUCCCCACGCCCGAAGGACAGAACGACACGGAACUGCUGCUCUUCGCCACGCCGCAGCCCGCCAGACUGGAGACAGCCACGCAGAGGCCUGCUCUGGAACGGCCGCCGGUAAAACGGAAGCUGAACUUGGAGACUGACCACCAGUACAUUGCAGAGAGUGUUCAAGCAGCCCGAGGAAAAGCGAAAAACCCUGUCAAAGGGCUCAAGUCUCCUGGAGAGAAAUCCCGCUACGAAACCUCUCUGAAUCUGACCACCAAGCGUUUCCUGGAGCUGCUGAGCCAAUCGUCGGAUGGGGUUGUGGAUCUCAACUGGGCUGCGGAGGUGUUGAAGGUGCAGAAGCGGCGGAUCUACGACAUCACAAAUGUCCUGGAAGGCAUCCAGCUGAUCACCAAGAAGUCCAAGAACCAUAUCCAAUGGCUGGGUAGCCGGUCUGCCGUGGGGUGCGCCAGCAAGAGCCAGGGGUUGGUGAAGGAGCUCCACGAUCUUCAGGCAGCAGAACAGCAACUGGACAACCUCAUCCAGAUGUGUACGACUCAGUUCAAGCUUCUCACCGAGGAUCCUGAGAACAAACACUCAGCUUAUGUGACUUGCCAAGACCUGCGCAGCAUUGCAGACCCCUCCGAGCAGCUGGUGAUGGUGAUCAAAGCCCCCCAGGAGACACAGAUGCAAGUCUCUGACCCGGCAGAGGCUUUCCAAAUUGCUGUGAAAAGCACUCAGGGCCCCAUUGAUGUGUUCCUGUGUCCUGAAGAGAGCUCUGCAGUCUGCAGCCCCACCAAGAGUCCAUUGAAAGUGGCUGCUGAGGAACCUUCUCCGGAGUCUUCACAAGUGUCGUCUGUGCUUCUCCACCCAUCCCAAGAUAUGAACUUGCCAUUGCUGGAUGGAGACCAAGAGCCCUUAUUGUCCGGAGAGAGUACACUGCCUCUGAAGUGUCCUGGGGAUGACGUGAGCCUCUCGCCGCUGGCCUCCGUGGAUGCCCUGUUUCAGCAAGGCAAGGAUGACUUCUCCAGCUUCCUGCCUGCCGAAUUCAUCGCACUUUCGCCACCCCAGACCCAGGACUACCACUUUGGACUUGAGGAGGGUGAAGGCAUCAGUGAGCUCUUUGACUGUGACUUUGGAGACUUUACUUCCUUGGAUUUCUGAGCAUCCUCCGGUGGUGGUAGCAGGGUAGAUGGGUGGAGAAUGUUCCUCAGCUGAUCCUGACCCACCACGAGGCAUCCUCUCAGAGCUGACAUCUGAAUGUAAUCAGAAGGCCGGCUGUGGCCUCCUGGGCCAGCGUGCUGUGGAAUGGAUUCCAGGGAGGAAGAGGCUGGGCUGGGAACAGCAUCGGUGGGAUUUGGUUCUUGGAGACAGUGGCUUAUCGUUGGCCACCUCCCCGUGAUGUUGCAAGGUGGCUGUGAAGCUAAUUGUGGCUGUGAAUGUUGCAAGCCUCUUUCUGUGACCUUGUAGGGGGUCGUCAGGUGCCACCUUGAGCCUGCUAGGCCCAAGCCCCUAGUAGUAGUUGGUGGGGUAGAGGUGCCAUGUUUUGAUUCCGAAAGGGUAGACCUAGUGAAAUUGUUCCUCUUGCUCAACCACUCCUUUCCCUGAAUUCUCGCUUUAAAUCAUUUAGCGGUGGGCAGGCCCCCCCGUCUUGUCAGCUGCUUCUCCCCACUUGCGGCAAGCAAUUUCCCCUUGUUGCUUUGGAAAACAUGGCUGGCAGAAGCUCUCCUUCUGAGAAGCGCAUGGCCCUUCCAUCCCACUCCCAGCCAAGUUUCAUUUAGGAUUUGAGGCAGCAGCAGUGUUCUGGGGGUUACCGUGAGGAGGAUACCAUCCUCUCAGCCAGCUGCAGGAGAGUCAGGAACGGUACUUCAAAUAGCAGCCUGCAAGAACCUGACUCAUCUCACAGCCCAGAUCUUUCUGGUUGGCUGGAACUGAGGCAGUUCAGGGAUGGGGGAAGUUCUCUUUGCUGGCAGGAUGCAAACCUGAGAUUUGUGAUCCAGUCAUGAAAUAGUGGGCCAUGUUGAGGAAGGGAAGCUAAGCAUAUGGGAUUGGGUGUGCAGGUGCUAAGGGAGUCUUUCAUGAAAACAAGCCACUUGAGCUAGUGAAGCAAAAUGGGAAAUCGAAUGUGCUAGAAAGUUGUUGUUUUUUCAUGUUUUUUUUUUUAAAAAAACACCUGGUUGAAAAGGCAAGGUGAGCUUUUGAAUACCAGCCACGCAAAAAUGGUGGAGUGGGUUAUUUCUGGAUAUUAGCACAGAGCAUGAGAAUCUUGUUCUUGGAGGUUCUCAUGAUAAAGCUUUAAGGAGAGUUCAGUAUAGAUUAUUUAUUUAUUUUGAGUUCCCCCACCGCGAUACGUACUUUCUUGGAGGACUUCUGAUCCUUCCAAGCCCCUGGUGGAAUAUGUACAUAUCUGGCAGUGGGGCGGGUUUUUAAUUAUUAUUAUUAUUAUUAUUGUUAUUAUUAUUAUUAGAAGUAGGUGGCCAAGUGCGUUCAGUUGUCCUUGUCUUUGAGCAAAAGGCCAAUGAGGCAGAUGGGACAAUGCUUAAGGCAGAACAUUUUGCUUCAGCAGGAGAGGAGCAGUGUGGCUUGAUAGACUCCAUAAACAUGAGGAAGGCUAGACCAAAUAGUACUGUGAGAAAACAAGUAAUGAAUAUGCCUUCUGUUCGGAGACUUCCCUGUGACGUCAAGCCAAAAAUAGUGGCUUCCGUCUCUGUGCCACACCCACCCCUGUGCUAAAGCAUUGUCCGGAUGUCACAAAUUCAUAUUAUUUAUUUAUUAUUUAUGUGGCUCCAUCCAAUGUUCCUGGAAGGUUGGAAAAGUAUCUGAGGAGGAGACUGCAUGAAGUGGGACUCCUGCAUGUCCAGGGAUGUGGGAAAUGGCCAUAUUGUGUUAGGAUAGCUAACCUCGCAACUGGGAAUGGAAGAACAGAAGUUUGGAAGUGAGUAGCCAGUGUAUUUGUAGUUGAGCUGUUAGAUCUAGUAGGAAGAGAUCGCUGAGUGUCCCCAUCCGAGUGGUGGAGCGGGGCUGACUGUUCGAGAUUGUGGUAUUGAAAUGCUAUUUAUUGGUAGGAAAUGAACUGCAGGUUCAUCUCAUAGAGAAAUAUUUGGGGAGGUUGAGGGGUGGGGGAGAGAGAGCUAGUCUAGUGUCUGAGUUUGAGGAAGGAGCAGCUCUAUUCUGGGCCUAUCCAUUUUGUGAAGUAGCUUUAGUUGUGAGAAAGCAAAAAAAGAAAUGGGGCUUUAGCAAAACCUGAAAGGUAUGAACGUUGCUGGCUUGACUAAGAGGUAUACCUGGCACAGGACAAGGCAGAGUUCAGGGCUGUCCCUUGGGUGCCUUCCUAUUUCAAUAAAUUCCACUUAUUUCAAAUACUGGAACUCACCAAAGGAUGUUCCUGCUUUGUAGGGGGCUUCUCUGGCUUUACAAAAAGGCUGCUGUGACGGGGGGCGGGGGGUGGGAGGAAACAAGCUUUAUGGUAUUGGUAGGCUGAUGAAUCAGCGUUAUCCAUUUUGGGCUAGUUUUAUGAAGAAAUGAAGCUACGUGGGUCUCUCUGAAUGGGCCCCUGUUAUGAAUUGUGACACUGGUCUUGGGUUACCCUAAAGUGCUCUGGAGCAUCCAAUGUUUUCUCUUGUCUAGAAGGAUGAGGUCUCUCCAUAACUGAAUUUUCUCUGGCUGUCAAAUGCAGCAUUAUUCCUCAGAUCAAAUGUAAUCAGGCAGCAAGUAGUUAUAUGAAAGUGGAGGGAUGUCAUGUGUCUGUCACAUAGAUUCCACCACCACCACCCUCCACCACAGUAGGAUUGUGAGAUCUCUGCAGUAAAGCUGUAGCAACCAAUGCUUAAGAAUAACCCUGCUGUAGCUAGGCUCUGUAGUCAUUGCACAAUGAGGAACUGCUAACUGUCCCAGUUCUCAAUUAUAGCAUAUUGCAGGUUGAACAUCUCUAGCAAGACUUGUUUUGAAGCAGCUGUUAAGGGCUACAUUCUCCCCAACUCCACUACUUUAGCAUUGGUGGCAUGAUGGAUCCUUUUACCUUUUUACCCUGGGUUGGCCUUGCUUCCUCUUUCAAAGAAUGAACAGUGUAGGAUCUUGAUCACAUUCGCUUGAGGUACUUUCCUCUGGCUCAAGAGUGGGCAAUUUGGUUGGUCCAGGGAACAAUUUCCAGCCCUUGGACCCCCCCUGGGGGGGGCAACACUCUUGCGACUGCACUGCCUGUGGCAGCAAAAGCUUUUUUGCUUCUGAAAUCUGGUGGCAAACUACUACAGAGACUCAAAAGGGUCACAUUUCACUUACAAACCAACUAAAUUUGGCAGUUUUAGGUAUGUAGCAGCUCACUGCCAAAUUUCAGUGGCAUGCCGCCAACUUUUUUUGCUGCAGGACUGCCAAA